Dermacentor andersoni is the source of this 6886-nucleotide messenger RNA. It is a transcript of the gene Tgs1, whose product is annotated as Trimethylguanosine synthase 1. Gene Ontology annotation, biological process: 7-methylguanosine cap hypermethylation. Gene Ontology annotation, cellular component: nucleus. The record is from RefSeq and is a predicted model, not a curated record. Gene Ontology annotation, molecular function: RNA cap trimethylguanosine synthase activity. NCBI's taxonomy places the organism in Eukaryota, Metazoa, Arthropoda, Arachnida, Ixodida, Ixodidae.
UUUCCAUGCGUGUUUCGUUUUGUUGACAAACGCAAGUGUAACGCGCGCGAGUGUCUGAUCAUCGUGGUUGACGCUACGUGUUUUGCGACGCGACUUCUUUGAGUAGCCACUGGCUACUUCGACGCGCCCGAACUCUCCCGAGAAUGAGCGUUUACUUUCGGGAACUGAAGUAGCGGGCAAACUUGAUGUUCUACUGCCCGUCGACGCUGUCAUGGUACCCGCCGGUCUGCGUGUUCCACGGACCGGGUGUUCACGAAUCAUCUGCAGCGACCAGUACGUCAUGCCCGACCUGUCGACGUGCAGGGACUGGCACCUCGCGGCUCUGUUGUUCCUGAGCCGCGCGGCCAAGCCGCACGACGCCACGUCGGUGCUAGCCGGCAUCGAACGCCUCGUGGAUCCUGCGCGCCUAAACAUCAUGGGGCCGUACGAUUGCGAUCACAUCUGGUUGCUCAGGUUUACGGACGCCGAAGCCCGCGACAAAGUCGUCGGUGCGUCGGACCUCGAGUGCGCCGGUCAUCCGGCUUUCUGCGUCGAGCCGCAGCCCGAACAUUCGCUCCACCGCGGACGCUGCGUCGGCGGAGCUCUGGGCUGGCUGUGUGGUGCAAGUCAUCCAGACUACUGGCUCCGGAUAUUGGAUGUGUCGUUUCCUCCUGAAGAUGCCAAGUGCCUGCUUUCAAGAUCUUAUAGCUGGGAAUGUGACGUUGUGGGGCCGCGCUACGAGGAGUCGGACCUGGGCACAGAAGGGGACAAUGUGGAGGACGAAGAGGAGCUUGAGAAGCGGCGACUCCUGGAGAAGGAAGCAGCUCUCAUGGCCGAGAUGGGCCUCCCGGCAUCCUUCACGUCUGCCAAGCGUGACAGUGGCAACAGAAGGGGUGAUGGCUGUGAAAGUGAAGAGCUGCUGUGUUGUGACGUGCCUGAAGGUCAGAGCUCACCAGCAACUGUGGUCGACUGGCAGAAUUUUUGGGAGAAGAACGGAGACAACCUCGUGUGGCAGUCUUGGGUGCAUCGCUAUGGCGACUACAUCUCCCCAGAGUACCUGGAAAGCUGCGCUGCUUCUGCAGAUGGCCAAAUGCCUUCCGCUACUGGAGAUAAUGCCAUGACGCUACUAGAUGGCGCUGACAAGAAAGGACAUCCUGAAGAUGAAGAUGCUUCUUCAGCACCCUCUACAGACCAGCCUGCCGGAGGUGGUGCUCAGCUGGAAAAUGGGAGACUCAGUGGAGAGACCUGUCUUGUUGAGAACUCUGUGGCCUCAACCUUGCCUCCUAGCCAGGGUGGCCAGUCCUGCAACAACGGCAUCUGCAGUACCACCAGUGAAGGCAUGCAAGACGACUGUGGACAGCUUCGGGGGUGUGGCCAAGUCGGCGACACGCUGCACAGAGGACAACAAGAAAGCAAUGACGGAAUUGCGGCUGCCGCUGCUCAGAAGUCCGACGACGAGCUGUGGAAGGAAGUGUGGGAGCAACAUUACCUUGAGGUGUACAACCAUUACUACAGCAUGUUUGGUCACGACGAUGAGGGGGAUGGCUGCAAGCAGCAUUCGGAGCCAACAGAUGCAGACUCCAUUCCUGCAGAUACAGAGCAGACGAACUUGGCUGCAUCAGAGCAGACGGGCGCUGUCCAGUGCCACUCAGAGGCGAUGAAUGGCACUCUGGCAUCUGCUAGUGAUAACAACAAUGAGAACAGUGCUACAGAUGCCUGUAAUGCAGCUGAUUGUGGAACUGUGAAUCGUCAAGAAGGUAAGCAGGGUAGAAACUGUAGCAUUGCAGAGCAAGUGUGCGCUGACUCAAUUACGAGAGGUGACAGGGAAGUCGAUGAGGAGGACGUUGUCUUGCUCAAGGAUGAGUGUGAUGUGAAGCUCAUGAAACAGAUGGGCCUGCCUGUGCAAUUUUCAUCGGCUGGCAAGCGGAAGAAGCCGAAGAAGAACAAAAAAUGCACUUCCAAGCGUUCCCCGAAAGCUAAGGGCAAGGAACUACCCAGUUGGGAUGAAUACUGGCUUUGCAAUGGCAGCCGCCUUCUGUGGGACACUUGGACAGAAACCUACCCCGAAUUUUUAGAGCCCUUGUUCUUGGCGUCGGUGAAACUCGAUCGGACAUUGCCAAAUGCAGACGAGUGUCUUCGAAGGUGCCCCACCGGAGGCGACGACAUCCUGGCAUCAAUGCAUCGAGGCGAUUCUAAACUGCCAAAAGACGCGGGCCUUUGGCAGAAGCUGUGGAACGCCCACUGUGACCGUGUGUGUGGACUCGAAUUUGAAAAGUACCAGCAAGUUGUCUGCGAAGAACCUUCCGAAGCCAAAGAGGAGAGCGAGAGGCAUAAUAAAGACAAAGUGGUCAUUGAAGGGGCCGAAAUCAAGGCCGGAAGUGAAAUAAAAGUUGAUGAAGUGACUGUGGAGUGUGCCCAGAACUUCAUGUUGGUGCAACACAAUGGAAAGAACUCUGAUGGUGUCAAGCAGUGUCCGGCAGGUUCCCAGGAUGGCAACGAUGGCAGCUCGUCAGGCUCACGCAAAACGAAAGGCUCAAGGAGAGAGGGUGCGUCCGGCUCUUCUGACAGUGCGAGCUCUAGGGGAAGUGGUGCUGGCAGCAGAAACAUUCAAAAUGGCGAUGAUGGCGACGGCGGAGACGACCCUCCAGACGAGAGGCCCGUGAAGAUAAAGAAGAGUCACGAAGAGGACAUAAACUCGGACGAAGAUGACGCAUUCAAAGCCCUCAUUUCUUACGGACUGUCUCUGAAGGAAAGCUUAAAGGGAAUCAAGCUGGGUCCCGAAGGAGCCAAGUCCCACGUGGCGAAUAAGAAGAAGCGCAAGAAGUUACGUAAACAGGGAGCAUUGCAGCAAUCACAAGAAGAGAUGAAAGAAUUGCUUCCCAUUGGCUCCCCUGGCACAUCCACAAUGCCGAGCUACAUUCGGGACAACCCACACUUGACCAAGUACUGGAUGCAGCGGUACAGGCUGUUCUCCAAGUUUGACAAAGGCAUUCAACUGGACGAAGAGUCCUGGUUCUCUGUGACACCCGAAGGCAUCGCCAAGCACAUAGCAAAGCGCUGCAAGGCGGACGUCGUCAUCGAUGCCUUUUGUGGCGCGGGAGGCAACAGCAUCCAGUUUGCCCUGGCAAGCUGCCAUGUGAUAGCUGUGGACAUCGACCCCAAGAAGGUGGAGCUGGCACGGAACAACGCAUCUGUGUAUGGUGUGGCGGACAAGAUUGAGUUUAUCGUUGCUGACUUCCUGGAGGUCGCUUCGCGACUGCGUGGCGAUGUAGUCUUCCUGAGCCUUCCAUGGGGAGGGCCCUCGUACCAGUGGAAGGGAACUUUUGACCUGAAGGACAUGAAGCCAGACUUAUACCAGACGUUUGCUCUCUCCAAGAAAAUCAGCAGCAACAUUGCAAUCUUGGUCCCAAAGAACACAAAUGUUGACCAGCUUGUCCAACUGGCCGGUCCUGGAGGCAAGGUCGAGAUCGAGCAGAACCUGCUACACAACAAGAUUAAGACCAUUACUGCCUACUUUGGCGAUCUUGUUGCACAUUGAGCCGGCGGUUACCCCUUGCCAAUGCACCGCAAGCGCUGCAGGGAAGCUUGCACAUUACUGACCACCGUGCCCCAUUCACUUGUUUGGACAGUUGUAAACAAAUGUCAGCUUUUACCGUUCACUCAUCAGCGACGAAGGAUCACACGGGAAUUGCCACUAGCAGUCUUGUCUUGUGUAACAACACAUCUGGUGUUUCCCGGGUCUCUAAUACAAUUGUGUAUAUACUUCAGUAUAGGAGAUACUACUGGGGCACACAGUUGAAAAGCCAUGUUGUGUUUUCAAUGUGUCUGGUGGUCUUUUUAGGAGGCAGAUGGUGCUAUGCAGUAGCGAGUGCCAGAAGUACCAGCAUUGUGUGCACAUAGUUGUGUGUAAUUUUAAGAAACAUAAAUGUUAACAAAAGAAGUGCACCUGUGUAUGCCAUGCAGUAAAGAUUAACUUAAAGUAACAAUGGAAGAGGGGGUACAAAAAUAACUGAACUUUUUCUAAAUAAACUUUUCUAUUCACUUCUAUGGGAAAAACAAAUUAUUUGCCUUCAAAGUAGUCUGCUUGAGUCCCAGUGCACUUGUCAAUUUGUUUUUUUACACUGCUCGGUGCAUCCUAGGAACUCUUCAUUUCUGAUGCUGUCGAGGGCCACCUGCGAAGCUGUUUCUACGGUUGGCACAUCAUUGAAAGGCUGCCCUUUCAAGUUUUUUCAUCCUGGGAAAUAAAAAGAGCUCACAGGGUGCCAGGUCUGGGGAGUAGAGCAGGUGGGGAAUGACCGUCCAUUGCUGUGAUACCAGAUAAUGCUGUUCACUUGGCGCACUCAGUGCGUGCAGAAGCAUUGUAACAAUGAAGAAGCAGCUCACCACUCCGCCACAGAUCUGGUCAUUUCCUUCAGAUAUCCUCUCGCAGGCACCUUAAAACCCCUAGGUAAAUCUUUCGAUUAAAGGUCUGUCCAUCUGGGACGAACCCGCAAUGGACCAUGCCCUAGACGUCGCAAAAGACGAAUCAGCAUUGUGUUGACAUUGGACCAAACUUGUCUUCUUUUGUGGAAUCUUCCACUGACUUGACCAUGUGUGGUCAUAGCCGUAGCACCAACUCCCAUCACCUGUUAUCACCUUCCACUCAAGAUAUGGGCAGUUGUGGUUUCAUUUUUCAAGUCUUUAGUCAUCGGCAGCUGAGUUUGUUUUUGUUUCUCUGUGAGUAGUCUGGGCACGAAUUUUGCUGCAAUUAGCCUCAUCUGCAAUUCCUCAGUCAAAAUUCAUUGGCAUGGACUCCAACCGAUGCCUGCAUCCUCUGAUAACUUGCCGAUUGUCAUUCAGUGAUCUUGGUUGAUCGUUUCAAGCAUCAACUCAACAUUUUUGUCUGCCCAAUAGGUUGAAGGGCGACCCAAACGAGAUUAAUUUUCAAUGCUCAUCUGCCAUCCUUAAAUUGAUGACACCAGUUGUAGCCUUUAGUACGACUCAAGGUUUGUUCCUUGAAGGCUUCUUGAAGCAUUCCAUGCAUUUCCGUGAAUGUUUUUCCCAAAAGAAAACAAAAUUUGAUGCAGACAUGCCACUCCUGACAAUCACACAUCAUGAUUUCGCAUGCAUGUCGUGGUUAACCUCUUCAAAACAAAGCAAUGCACAGAAUGGCUUCUACGAUUACUUCCUUCAAGGCACUGAUAGCAGAGGGCUAUAACUAGCCACACCUAGUGGUGGGACAUGGAAGUACGUCCAUGAGAGGCAUGAAAACGAAAGUUUGGUUUAUUUUGUACCCCCCUUUGUACACACAAUAGUACAGAAUAAUAGUAAAAAGCAAUAGCUUGAAACGGUAUAUGGGAUGUAUAUUUUAGUCUAUUCAAAACAUACAAUAAUAAGUAAAUGUACCAAGUUCGCUGUUUACUUCAGGAGGUGAGAAAAGACUAAAUUGUAAAGUAAUUUGUAUUGAGUGUCAGAUAGCCAGCAUAUAAACUAAAUAAGCAGCAGCGCAUUUGGCUUCCAGAAUAGUGUAGAAAUAAAAAGCUUCAAACAUUACAAAUGCCUCAAGAAUUCGAUGAACAUAUAGCAGCAGCACUGCUGGCUGGCAUUGUGGACACUCGACACCUGCUUCUCCAGUGCCUGAUUUUUGCAUUGUUGAUUUACUGUAGAUAAUAAGAAAGUCAUACAAGAAUCAGUAGCAGCGAGAUCUACAGAUGCAUGGUAUUGCCCGAGGCUUGCUGGAUUCGCAUUUUCAAUUGCAGAGUUCGCUGAAUACGCGAACUCGUCAUUUGCAGCAUAUAAACAAGGAAAGUACUGAUGCCGAACGUGUUGUGUUGUGCAAAGCAGAACUCAACUUCGACACCCGUUCGAAAUAGUGCAGGACCAACAAGCUUUGCUUGCAGCAGCAACCUUGCUUAUAGUGGUCACCAAGUAUCAACUAAUGAUAUGACGGAGCUCAUUUUGUUUACACCUCAUCACUAAUACUUGACUUACAUUGUCAAAUCUCGACGACUCCCAAUAUACAGCCGACCACAAAAGCUUGCGGAACAUAAUUCCUCGAUGUAUGUGAAUUACUUGUCUGUGAAGGCAUGGUGCUUCUAAUUUAGUAGAUCACUAUGCAGGUUAGAAAGGCUCAGGGCCAGGCUUUGCAGAAAUUCGUUUUUUUUUUUUCGCAAGUCCCGUGCUUGUACACUUGUGGCCGGCUAUGUCUUGUUUAGUCAUUGAUGGCACUAUUUCUACAGACUUGCUGUAUAAUAUUCGGGAGUUACAUGCUUCACUCCUGAAUAGCCAUGUGUAUUUAUGUUUCUCUACAUUGUUACUGGGCAUUAAUACUUGCUUCAUUGCUAAAUACCUUGUUUAUGUCGUCAGCCUUGAUGUCUUCCAAUGUACGUCUUGCGAGGUCACUGGUGACAUACAGCAGACUGUUAUAGUGUUUAGCAAUUAGUUGUCAUGCACUGAAAAGGAUGUUUAGCGAGUUUUUAUUUCUUCAAGUGUACAAAGCUCACUCCCAAUUAUUCAAGCAUAGUUAUAUAAAUAUAGUUAGUUAUCUUCUUACAGGACCUUGAAGCUUUUAUCAUGCGGAUGCUCAAAAACGGAGCUCCGUCCACCUCACAAUAUUUUUCUGAUGCAACACACGGUUGUCGCGAUUCUUCAAUAAUAAGCUCAAGCAAAAUUUUCAAUGGGGGGCAUUGUAGAAUGUGUAUUUUUUUAGCGUGGGGUGUGUAAUCUUAGCAACAGGUAAAGUGCUAAAAAAGCAUUUUUUGUAUUCUUUGAGUAAGUUGCGGCCUAUAUACAGUUUUCUUAUUUGCUCAUGUUGUGUUCCUUCUUGUAUGUUUCAGUGUUAAGGACGUGCACUUGUUGUUUUGAAAUACCAUGACACAAAUUUGGACAAUGUUGCGGUAAUGUCAAUAAAUAUUUAUUUCAUUGCUCA